GUGAAUGUUUCGAUAGACAGUAAAAAAAGAAAUGAAUCGAUAAUUUACGUAGAAAAUCUAUUUUGUGUUAUUUUUUUUACAAGAAAUUUAAAUUCUUUUAAAUAAAAGUGUAUUUCCUUAAUUAAAUACAUUAAAGGGAACUUAUUUUAAUAAUUUAAUAAAGAUUUAUAAGAAAACAACAAUGUCUACAACACGAGUGCCCCAGUUGCGUAUGGGUCAACAGGAUCUAAAAUGCAGACAGGGUUGCGGUUAUUACGGUAACUGGCAGUUCGAUGGUCUCUGCUCCAAAUGUUUUCGUGAACGCAAUGAACAACGAAAGAAAUUGGCUCAAGACACACCCAAACCAAGUGGCUCAGCUUCACCUCAGCAACAGCAUGAUAAGUCUUCAGCGUCAUCGUCAGGUCACAAAAAACCGGUAGCCACUACUACAGCGACAGGCGAGGGCAUUAACACUUUGACCAAGAAAAAAUCUCUAGUGCCAGCCGUAUUCCAAAAGACUUUACAAAAUCAAUCGUUAAAAAAGCAAUCACGUCAGCGUCAUGAAGCAUCCUCACAUCACAAACACUAUGUUCCCGAUCCGACUGAAAGUCAAUUUAUACUACAACUUAGACAACUGCGUAUACCCGACGAUGGUAAACGUAAACUGAAAACUGAGAUACAACGUUUAGACAGUGCUAUACGCUCAUAUAUAAAUAGCACAGGAGCAAAAAAUAUUGAUGAACUUUCAGAAUUAGUACAGAAUGCAUAUACGAAAUUUGCUGGUAUUGUACAUAACGAUCAGAGAUUUCAAAUAGCCACCAAUGAAGAUCGUGAAAGUACCAUAGAUUUUUUUGAAAAAGUUGUAAUGACUCAGAAUCAUAAAUUCUUAUUUAGUCCUUAUUUUACCUCAGACGAAGAGAAUGAUGUUAAAAUACAAAAACGUAUACGCCAACUUAGCUGGAUAACGGCCAAACAUUUGGCCUGUAGUAUAGAUGAGGUAAAUGCGGAGUCAAGAGAACUGGUAUACAAUGCCAUAACAGAACUUGUGGGUAUUGAUUCAUUUUACUCACCCCAAGAGAAAUUGGAAUGUACUGUACGCUGUUGUCGUCAUAUUUUUGAAUUACUAAAACAUUCCGUUGGUGGCCCGGCCAGUGCUGAUGAAUUUCUACCAGCUCUUAUAUUUGUGGUGCUUAAAGCCAAUCCCGUGCGUUUGCAUAGUAAUAUUAAUUUUGUGACACGUUUUACUAAUGCUUCACGUUUGAUGAGUGGUGAAGGUGGUUAUUAUUUCACAAAUUUGUGUUGUGCUAUUUCUUUUAUUGAAAAUCUCACUGCUCAGAGUUUAAAUAUGGAUGAGAAGGAGUUCGAUUUAUUGAUGUCGGGCUCAAAACACUACAGCACACCCUGGGAGAGUGCUUUAAUGGCUUGCGAAAGUUUGCACUUGAUUUCGGAAAAUAUGAAACGUAUGGAAAUGCUUAAGACUCGCAAUCAGAAUAUAAAUAGUGGCAUACAACAGUUUGCAUUGGAUUUAAAGGAAUUUCAGUUGGAAAUAUGUUCAAAAGUUGAUGCCGUACUAGCCAAGGCUCCUCUCACCAUACUACCCAUUAAGACACCAGAAUUCUUAAUACCUCAGGCACGAGCUCAUCUUACAAACGAAUCCGAAAACGACAACGAUGAAAACAAAGAAAAUGCUGCAGAUAAAGAAAAAACCAUAGAAAAUGUUGCCAAAGUUUUAGGGGGCCAUUACAAACACAAUUUAAUGGCUGCCAUGGAUGCUACUGGUUACAGUUCGACACCCAUUGCAGCAAAAGAAACACAAAACAAAGUUUUACCUUUACCAUUAAAACCCCAAAAAUUAGUAGCAUCACCUAAAAAACUAACAUCGGCUGAUGAUAGUGUUCUGGACACAAGUACAUCCAAUAUACAUCAACUCUCUAUAAGAGAUGGUGCCAACAAUAGCAGUUUGGGUCGUCUAUCGCCCUUACCCUCAUCUCAGCAGAGCACCGAUAUGUUAUUCGCUUCUCCUAUAUUUAACUAUACAUUCGAUAGUAAUUCUCUGCUCGAUGAACCAUCCGAUUCAACAGAUGAUUUAAUGUUAACUGCUGAAUUUCGCGGUGGUUUGACAAAUAUUAACUAUGAUUUUGAUUUGUCUGAUCACAGCAAUGAAAAUAGUGUGGCCGAUGAUGUUAAAAUCAAUUUAGCAGAAUUUGAUCCUCUGUUAAAAGCAGCAACACCACCUUUUGAAAAUCAACCACAACCUUCCACAUCUAGUCAAAUGCAGGCAAAUUCUUUGCCCAUUUUAGAGGAUAAUACAAAAAGUUUACUCGAUAGCGAUUCACCUGCUAAUGAACCAAUGCUUCCGUCACCUUUAAAACCCAUGAUUACCGAUUAUCGGGGGUUUUCUACAUUUGAGAUACCAUCGAUUUCCUGUAAUACCGGCGAUUACAGUUCUCUCACUCAUGCUAUAAACAGUGAUGUUGUUGCGGAACAUCAGCAACAGGGAGAAGAAAUAAAAAGUCUUAAAUGUUAUUGUCCUUAUUAGUAACGUACUCAUUUUUGUAACCCAAGUGUAGUUUUUGCGUAAAUUUGUAUUUUAUGUUUUGUUCAAGUGGCGAAAAAGAAAUAAAAUGUAUGAA
This is a messenger RNA of Lucilia sericata (common green bottle fly), 2612 nucleotides long. RefSeq names its product rab5 GDP/GTP exchange factor (gene Rabex-5). Gene Ontology annotation, cellular component: endocytic vesicle; cytosol. NCBI's taxonomy places the organism in Eukaryota, Metazoa, Arthropoda, Insecta, Diptera, Calliphoridae. The record is from RefSeq and is a predicted model, not a curated record. The transcript has 7 exons. Bases 182 to 2518 code for a protein of 778 amino acids. Gene Ontology annotation, biological process: vesicle-mediated transport. Gene Ontology annotation, molecular function: small GTPase binding; DNA binding; zinc ion binding.